CAACGAAAGUAACGAGAUGGACCAGAGCCUGAUACUCGGAUGAUGAGGCGGACGGAAGCAUUUGACGCGACAUUCCAGCAACGCGGGAAGCGCGCCGUGCUUGAGGCGUCAUCGCCAUGGCACUCUUUAAUCCAACCUUCGUAUUCGGCGUCUUCGUCGUCAUCUACCUCUCGUCCUUUGUCCUCUUUGCGGUCCUUCGAAUAGUUACCGGUAUUUCCAUACAGCGAAUAGGAUAUCUGUCCCUACGCCGAUUAGCUUAUACCCCCAAGGAUGGCGUCAAGGUUGAGAUCCGAGGUCUCGGACUUAAUCUUCAUCGCCCGACAUUCUCCCAGCCUACGUGGCUUAGUAUAGUCGUAAGCGAACUCACUGUAACUUUAGAUAUUAAGGUACUCGAGGGUCUGAAGAAAUCCGGAAUCGAUUCGAGCGAGAGCGAAAGCGAAGAUGAUAAUAGCCGAGGAUCACAGUCUACGGAGACUCCACCUAAGAACAAGCUCCCUAAGCGGGUUAAGUUCGAGACCGCUCGUAGCGCUACUUGGAAACAACUCAUGGUAAUCAAAGAUAGAAUCAAGAAAUUGCACCGAAAUGUUCGUUGGAUUCGUUUGGUUGACCUCGUGGCUACCGAUUCAACGCUCAACAUUGUGGACGCUGGAAAAGUUCAAUUUGGCAGCUUCACUAUUGCACUAGACACUAGGAAUCGCAUGGUCGAUCGCGCACGUUUCUUCUUCCAGACCAGAUCCGAUAAGCAGCGCCAGCAACAUUCUGCCGAAUGGAUUGUUACUUUACGAAGUGUCUUGUUCACCGAUAAGGGCGGCGCCGAAGCCAUUGAGGUCUUGGAUAGUGCUACGCUGAAUGUACACGGAUUUCUCUACGAUCAGCUUGAUGGACUCCGGGAUGCCGCCAUUGCCUUGAAGCUUGGCAGGGUACAUGUCCCCUAUGACGAUGUUCGGAGUUGUAUCGAUCGUUUUCAAAAGUCCAAGCGCCAAUAUCCGCCCACGUAUAGAAACGUUGAAUCCAUCGAGGUGUCGGUUGAUAAGGUUAUCCAAGAAAUUGAGACGCCUGGCAGUACCGAUCAGGAGUUGAUGCAGACGGUGUCUGAUUCUAAGGAAUUCGUGAGCUCUAUUCUUCGGGGGGUUAAGGAAGUGCAGUUUGCAGUGAGCUUCGUCAGUCUUACAAAGAAGGUUGACGCUGUGAAGUCAGCUGGUUCUCCCUUGCUCUUGAAUGCCUCGAUGAAAGAGGUUGGUAUCGACCUACAUCGCUUAGAUCCGAAGUCGCCGGCGCAUCGCAUGUACUUUCCUUCGAAGGAUAUCGCUCACGAGGCUUUGGCUGCGGCUCUCUCUGUCUCCGUUGGGCUCGACGAUGGCAACGGCAAUCCAGAAAGGGUGAUAUACAUCCCCAUGGCCACUACAACUGUGAAAACUACUUUACCCUCAAAAACCGUGGAACUCUCAGAUAUCGGAAGCCCUGAAGAAAGAAAUGCUAAUAUCCUCUUCGCAAACUCCGUUGUCACCUCGCCUUCCGUUGAUUUGGAUCCGAAACAUCUUCCAGUACUCCUCGCUCUUCUUCGACCUCAACCAAAGGCUCCGAAGGCCCAUGUGCAGCAGAGACAUAGGCUGAUCUCUCGCCUACUACCGAAAGCCAACAUCAAGUUCUCUAUGCAUGAACCGGUUAUAAGGAUAUCUCUGCCUCCAGUUCAGAAAACCAAUGAAUCAGAUGAUUUUGACUUAAUCAUCUCAUCUAUCUCUUCCAUCUCAAUUGAUCUCGAGUCUUUCCAUUCUGCCGUCGAAGAUUUACAUUACUCUUUAGUGUCGUCUAUGCGAAUUCAAACUCACAAUCUUUACUAUCAGACCGCUCAAGGCAGUCGCUUUGAUCUAAUGGACACGGAGUCAUUCGACCUCAAGAUCCAAGUCUCGGCAACCCCAGACGUCCAUGUCAUUGCGAAUGGCAAUCUUCAAACAUUUGCGGUCCGCAUGACCCGUCCGGAGAUAACGAAGGGUUUGCGUCAAAUAGUUCGCCAGCUCAAGCUCGAUGUUGAGCCCGAUAAGCGGAUGGGAUCAAGGUCACAGAAAUCGAAGAAGAACGUGGUUCGGGCCUUGCCGCCAUGGUUGCUUCAUUUCAACGUUCAGGUUGAAGAUUUCAGCGCCGAAAUUACUGGAAUUGACGAUGAUUUCCCUGGGCAUACUAGGGGUGUUGUGCUCCAAAUGGAUUCUUGGUCGGCCGAGUAUCGAGCUCAGCGGUUAGAUGCACUUCGACAGCGUCCAAUUUCUAGAAGAAGAACAGCUAGUCGGUCUUUUAUGCCUGACGCAGAGUUUUUGAAAUCAAUUUCUACGCCACCAUCUCCAAGGAAGAAGCAGCAGAGCGGCGGUGAUGGACGAAGGCUUACUGUUCAUACACGGGGUUUGGAGGCUUUCAUAGUAGAAGGGCCUGAGAAAUGGGAACUUGAGCCCUUUGUCCAAAUACCUCGCUUCGAGAUAGCACUUUCGACGCAUAGUGAUGGCCAGGGUCCCAUACUACAUGUUCAUUCGCAUAUAAGAACUCUCUUAGUUCGAUAUUCUCUAUUCCGACAUUAUUCCUUGGGCGUUGCUGUCAUGGUUUUGCGUAGGGCGUUUGUUAGAGGGCCAGUAUCGCAACGUCCAGCGCCACCAACAAGUCCGAAAACUCCGAAGACCGGUUUCCUUAGUCCUCCGCUUGUCUCACCAGACUCGCCUAUCGCUGGCCAAAUGGAUGAUUUCCCUCGCCAUCAUAAGGAGCUCGUUACGUUUGACAUCAAGGCUGCGUUGAUUCAAAUCAAGGCUGAAAUGCCUUCCGAUCCCCCGUUGAUGGUACAAAUCUACGACAUGGAAGCCGGACGUCACAGAUGGUCGCCGCCAUUUUUCUUCUCAAAAUUAGUACGCGUAUAUGCUGGCGCACCUAGAAUGCGUGGUGUUUGGGCACGCAUCGCGAGCAUCAAGACCGUUCGUUUAGACUAUCGCCAGUCAAGGAGAAAGAUGUCGACCGGUGGUUUUCACGACGAUAAAAUGUUCGAUAUUGUUACCGAUGCUAUGCGAUUGGCCGUGCCUCAUGAGCUUAUCAUUAAUAUGAUAUCCGACAAUAUUAUUAAUGUGAUCAAAGCGAGUCAGCAACUUCAUCAUCGCUUCAAGACGGGCACGAACGAAUAUAUCUUAGACAAGGCACCGGAAGGUCCGAAGAAUGUUCCGAAGGUCUCUCUGAGGACUCGCACACUACUAUUUGAACUUGAAGAUGGCGCUUUUGAGUGGAAACUAGGAAUAAUAUAUAGAGCCGGGCGUGUCGAACAACUUCAACGAAUUGCACGAGAGGAGGCAUACCAAGUAAAGGUGAAAAAGAUCCACGAAGAAGAGAUGAGGAAAGAGUCAAGUCGGAUUCGAAAUCGAUCGGUGAUGACGAGAGGAAGAACAGCCACCUCAAAUGCGUCUUGGGGUCGUAGCAAGAGUGAAGAUGGUCUUUCUAAAUUCGGUCGGGAUGAGCGCUCCAGUAGUGAGGCACCUACGAAUAGGAAUCCCCGAUAUGACCCGGAAACGAUCCGCGGUAUGAGCGGGAGCGCCCACGUGUCAGUUCAGGAGGCUAGACUCAGACUUCACGAGCAUAAUGCCCAAAGCUGGAAGAAGCGUAUCGACCGUAACUAUCUGAUGGCAAAGAAUGGGAUGAAGGAACUUCGUGGCCUCUUCUGGGGGCCGGAUCAGAUUCCCGACGACUUUGAAGACAAUGAAAAAAUACUCGAGGUACCCCAACGACCGGCGUUGAUGGGAACAGUCAUAACAGAUCUACACGUGCUGAUUGACAAGCCAUCGUUCCCAAUGCAUAAACUACCGGAUUUCCUCCACAGUGUUGGAAAAGGGAUGCCAAAGGAUAUGAAGUACUCUCUUCUCGUUCCUAUGAACGUUCAGAUUAGUAUGGGUGAAGUGCGGGUUAGUCUUCGGGAUUAUCCUCUACCCUUACUCCAUGUCCCCGCCAUAAAGUCUGGUCAAUCGUCGAAACUUGCAGCUCUAUCUCUCAGAACAGAUUUUGUAAUUGCAGAAGAAUUCCGUGGCAAUGAAUCAACUCGCAGGAUCAAGGUCGAAAUUACUCCACCGAAUAGUAGUCUGGAGCCGGGAAUGCCAAAUGGAAGCUUUGCCAUCGAUGUUCGCCGCACAAUCGGACCUGUUAAGUCGUAUUCAGACAUGAAUAUAGACAUCAAUACUGCUCAUCCUACCAGAAUCACCUGGGGCCCUUCGUAUCAACCAGCUAUUCAAGAUAUGAUGAUGGUUAUUGAGUCAUUCACGAAACCGCAAUUAGAUCCUUCGGAGCGUGUGGGUUUCUGGGACAAAAUCAGACUCAAUUUCCAUUCUCGACUUCGGGCCGCGUGGAAAGGAGACGGUGACGUGCACCUCGCUCUUAAGGGCACGAGAGAUCCAUAUAACGUUACCGGGAAUGGUGCUGGGUUUUUAAUGUGUUGGCGAAAUAAUGUCAAGUGGGAUGUCCACACUGACGAUGACCCCAAGAAAUUCAUGGUCGUUGAUAGCGGCGAGUACGUCCUCGCUAUCCCAGAUUACAGCCACCAGGCCAGAGAGGAAUCGCGUCGUGCUGGAGAUGAAGACAGUGUUAGAAGCGACAACAGUUUCAAAUCCGGUGCAUCGUUCAAGAAAGUUGUCAUGAAAGUCUCGGGUAACGUUCAAUGGAUGGCUGGUCUCGUUUUCGAGCAGGCUAUCGAAGAUGGCAAACGGAAUUUCGACUUCAAGCCGCAUUACGAGGUCGUUUUAAAAUCACCCCAACAUGCUAAAUCAGAGAGCGACUCGCUCCCCUAUGAUGCCUUCAGCGGCUUUAGAAGCGAGCACAUACAUCUUUCCCUCGCUAUAAGGGCACCAGUCGAUCGUCAUUGGACGUCAUCAGAUGCUCAAUCAUCGAAGAGCUAUAACACUGUACAUUUAACCCCUCGGUUCUUUACUCACUUCUUUGCUUGGUGGUCUCUAUUCAGUGGUCCGAUGUCACUUCCCGUCCGUCAAGGAUCUCUCUGGCCUGGACGAGAGAAGAACAGCAAGAAGUUCGGAAGACAUCUAGGAACUAUCAAAUACAAUCUUCUCUUGGCCCCCUUAUUCCUCAGCCAUAUCUACAAGCACAAGGAUGUCGAGGAUAACGCCGAGAACUCCGUUUCAGCCACCGGAAUUAAAGUUAGAUUCGAUAGCUUCAUGCUCGAUAUUCACCAACGCCGAGAAGAGUUCAACACCCGAGAUAGAGGCCAUAAGACAAAUGGGCGAACAACUGGCAUGAAGAUUCACGCAGCCCAGCUCGAUCUUGUAUCCGCAGACGUCCGUGCUAUUUCUGCUAGUAUGAGAGGCACGACUACUGAGGCAAUCAAGAAGAAUUCAGUUGCGACUUUGAUGACACAACAAGAGAACGACAGUACGAAUCUUUCCCAUUUCACCAUCCCCGACGAUGAUUACAGUUGGAUCGAUAUGGAUGACUUUGUGGAGCUUGACUGGAUCCUCCCAUCGGAACCAAACCCAGAUACAAGGAUACUUCCGCUAGCAUUCGCUCCGCGCGUAACCUACUUCAGGCAGACUGAUAUUGGCGGCACGAUAGAUGGGGAUCCAGACCGCACGAGUCCUUUCGGGCAGGAGCCCACCCAUUUCUGUAUAAUGAGCCAAGAUGACGACCCUAGGAGGGUCCAAUAUCAACUCAUUCAAUCCCGUCUGGAGCAGCUACAAACUCAGAUUUCUACCAACGCGCGCAACAUUGGCGACGCCGAAUUACGCAUGAUCCGAGACAAUAGCAAUAACCCCGACAUCAAAGCUGAGUUUGAAUUGCUAAGCAAACAUGCCAUUGCCUUGAAAGAAAAGCUAUCUUUCAUGAAGAAUAUGCUAGAGCAGGUAGCUAUCAAAACAUCGACGGAUGCCCAAAGUGGUUCAAGUGGCUCCCAGUCUACGAAUCGCGAGUCCAGAGAGUGGAUAGAUAUGGGAGACGGCAAAGUUAAAGUACCAUCAGGGACAGAAUUCGCCAGCGAUUUCAAGAACAGGUUUGUCGUCCACAACAUGCAGUUGAAGUGGAACAAUCUGUUACGAAACAUCAUUCUGCGAUAUAGUCACCAAGUCAGCCAAAGACGUGGUUUCGUCUACUAUCUAUCCAGGCCAGCCGUCAAAUUUAUCCUAGAUAUUGUCGAAGAGCAGACAAGAGCCAAGCAAAACAGCAAAUCUGGCAAUAAGUCGAACGACGAUACGCAACAAUCAUCAGCUGCUAGUAGCACUGUACAGCCCAGCGACACAGAUCCAGACAUAGAGUAUCGUAUCAAUCAAAUCCUAAAAGAUGGUAGGAAAUAUGUCAAUGCUGAUGGGCACGCUGGUUCUGAAGGACCUACCAACCCCAAUAUGGAAGAUAUUACUAGCGGUAUUGCGGAAGAUUUUGCUCCCCAAAAUUCGUACCACGUCCGACUUAUCGCGCCCCAAAUCCAACUCCAGAGUGAAAAGAACAAGAAGCAUGUCGUCCUGAUUACUGGAAAAGGAAUGGAACUGAAAGUGGUCGAAGUCAUGGAGAAGGCUAGACUGUUUGAUCAAGUCAGCGGAUUAGUCCAACGACGUUUCUUGCUUCAAAUGGACAGCGCGCAGUUCUUUGUGACCCACCAGAAGUGGUUCUCCGGUCAGCUGCUGUCUAUGUAUUCAGGGAACACGUACGGUACGCCUUCUGGUUCGUCAUGGCCACCUUGGGUGCCCAUGGAAGUCAUGUACGAUUUCAAAUCAGAUCCAUUCGGCUUCAAGCGAGUGGUGCAGAAGACAUCGGCCAUGCUAAGAUACGACAAGUUCAACACUCUUCGUUUGAAGUACAACGAUGAAGUCAACACCGAGGCCAAUCCACUAGCGGUAGAGAGCACCGAGAGUAGGAUGGAUAACCUUUGGGUGGAAUUUCCUCAAUUGAGGGCUCUUUGCAACUCGUCGCAAUAUUACGCGGUCUACGUCAUUGUCCUAGAUCUUCUCAUGUACAGCGAGCCUCUAGAAAAGACGAGAAGUGAAAGGCUAGAAAAGAUAAUAUUGGCGUCGGACUUCAGCGACCUUCGAGGAACACCGGAAAUGGUCACUAGGUUGCAAGAACGUAUUCGGCAACUAGAAGAUAUCAAAGCGCAUUUCCAAAUUCAUUCUAAGUAUCUGGAUAGGAAGGGAUGGGAAGAUAGAUUACUUCUCGAACGCGAUCUGGCUGCUUGCGAAGACGAGUUGUUUUUUAUGAUGAAAGCUAUUACCACUUCGCAACGCAAAUCCAACAAUGCUUCGCAGAGCAACGCUUUAUUGAGGUGGACCAUUGCAGCAAAGGAGAUCGUUUGGCACCUUAUUCGGGAUAAUACCGAGCCUCUCGUUGAGCUGCAGCUAAGGGACGUCGAGUACGAUCGGACAGACAACUCUGAUGGAUCUCAUAUUAACUUGAUGCAAGUGGGUAAAGUCCUAGGCUUGAACCUCAUGCCGGAUGCGAUUUAUCCUGAAAUGGUCGCGCCUUACUUUGAGGAUCAAAAGGCCGCCUUCACCGGUCUGGAAGACAACCAGAUGAUCCGGGUUUACUGGCGCAUGCUGGAAGCUAUUGCGGGUAUACCAGUGAUGGACCAUUUUGAGGUCAAUCUCUUCCCAAUGAAGAUUCAGCUGGAGCGUGAAGUAGGAAAGAAACUUUUCGAAUACAUCUUCCCGGGACUAGACGGAGAGAAGACAGAUGAGCAGACCGAUUCGCCAUCUGCCCCGAAGUCAACAUUCCCCGGUGAACCAGAGGAAGAAGACCCCCAAGAUGACUCUGUAUCUAGCUCUAGUAGACUUGGGACUGCGGCCUCUGACAAAGAGCCUACGUUUUCCACGCGUGCUGGGUCUUUGGAGCUCCGUCUUCGUCCUACACUAACCUUCGAUUCUCGCCCUAAUGAAGACAGCAGUCUGAAGACCAAAGCACCUAGCGUGUACUCAGGCGACGGAGGUAGUGUCUUCCGACUCUUUGGUUCCAAGACAGCAACCAAGAAGCCAUCAUACGAGUCCCUGCGGUCUGUCAAUGCUGCACAACAAAAACCGGGCAUUGGUCGGUCCGCGACAAUGGCGGUUGGCACCGAGAAUAAGAAGGGUGGACGAUUUGGUCUUUCCCGAAAGUCAGCCAACUCUGACGAGAAGCCUUCAGAUGAUCUGACAAAGAUGGUCUCACGUGCUUCCAGUUAUAUGACUUUCGCAUACAUCAAGUUACCAUCAGUCGUCCUUUGCCUCAGUUACAAGGGUAAAAGCGAUCGAAAUAUUGAAGACGUGCACGAUUUUGUCUUCCGACUGCCAACAAUCGAAUAUCGCAAUAAAACCUGGUCCAAUCUCGAUCUAGCUCUGGCCUUCAAAGGUCGCGUGGUCAAGGCGCUGAUCUCUCACACAGGCGCAAUCAUCAGCAACAAAUUCAAGCAUCGACCAAAUACUGCACAGCAAGGCAAGCUUCGCGAACUAGCUACGAGCAGCGUUCUCCUUGCAACCCCAUCCACGUCCAAUAACGGCGAUAAUAGUGAUGAUUCGUCAAGUAUAUAUGGAACGAGCCCGGUCGAUUACUCGCGGUCGCCGCCGAGAAGUAUAAGAAGCGCACACUCAAAUAUUCCAGCACCUCAGCGAUCCAAUAGCCGGAGCUCUAGUGUUGCUUCUUCUCGCUCAUACACCCGCAAAUCUUCCAACGGUGGAGAGACCAGCACCAGCACCACAACCACCACAAGACCAGCACCACCCUUGCCAUCCUUCGUUAAGAUGACGACGCCGCCAACUCCGAUAGAUCGCACUCCUACCGGUCUAGGAAUUGACAUGCCUCGACCCAAAACUAGUGCCAGCAUGCAUGCAUUGAGUCCAUUUCGAACGGCAACGGCAUCGCCAGCCCCUGCUGGUUUUACCCAACAGAGAGAGAGGCGGAAGUCAAUCGGCACCGGCUUCCUCAAGGGCAAGUUUAAUGCUUUGACGAAUCGGCUGAGGGACCGAGACAAUAGUGAUAGUAAGAGCGUCAACAACGAAGAGUACGAAUGCGAGGACGAUGACGAGGAGGCCAUGUAGAUGGAUUCGAAUAUCAAGACAAUCGACGUAAUCGAAUAUACUAAUUGAUAAUACUCCCCGGAGACGGGAAGGCGUAUAUGCGCCCGUGUAUAAAUCGAAGGUUCUUUUUUGGAGAGGGGAUGUACAUUUGUGCAUUGUAAAAAAUAGUUGGAUUCUGAAACCACUGAGGUGCCUACCUACUCAACACUUGGGUAACCGACGUCGGUCAAGGUCGCUGACCUUCUUGUUACUUUGUCACGAGUACUAUAAUUUUCGCUUCCGGAGUUUCGGGGAGGCAACGUUUGGCUAAAAAGCCGGUAACUAACCUUUAUAUGGUUACGUACCUACCUUACAUAUAGACCUUGGAAUUCUCUUAUCGGCGCAUAAGUUGCGGUAUACAAAAAUGGCCCUCGCCUACCUACUCGUUGUUUGGUGGCGGGGGUGUCCGAAGAAGCGGUUAAAGAAGCAUUUGCAUAGAAGCGGUGGGAUUCAGGUACAUAAAGAUAAUGGGUUUCUGAUAUUGAAUGAAGAUUAGUUAA
Annulohypoxylon maeteangense is the source of this 9532-nucleotide messenger RNA. RefSeq names its product mitochondrial protein from FMP27-domain-containing protein. Lineage: Eukaryota; Fungi; Ascomycota; Sordariomycetes; Xylariales; Hypoxylaceae. The coding region runs from base 117 to 9014 and encodes 2965 amino acids. The record is from RefSeq and is a predicted model, not a curated record. The transcript is spliced from 2 exons.